Orbicella faveolata is the source of this 450-nucleotide messenger RNA. Its product is annotated as inverted formin-2-like. NCBI's taxonomy places the organism in Eukaryota, Metazoa, Cnidaria, Anthozoa, Scleractinia, Merulinidae. The record is from RefSeq and is a predicted model, not a curated record.
AUGGAAAAUUCAGGCUGGCAAAGAAUUCGAAAGUCGCCUAUUUUCCAGCAAAAUGUCUUUGUUGAUUCACACGAACAAGCUAAAGGACAGUUCAGCAGCAUCGAGCCAGAACUUUGCGUCAGUCUUCUUCGUAUACCGUCGUUGAAGAACUUUUCCGCGCUUCAUCCCAAACUCUCGAAAUGUUCCAGCCAGUGGAUGACAGAGUUCCUCGACCUUGGAGGGUUAGAUGUGUUAAUGAACGCGUUAGAGAUUCUCUCGGUUCGUUUGUCAGCUCAAAAUUACCACAUCGCCUUCAUGGAUGCUUUUGUGGCGCUCGAGUGCGUUCAGUGCAUUAAAGCAGUACUGAACUCUCAAGCUGGCGUGUUUUACUUCCUGUCAUCUCCAGAUCUCGUCUGUCAGCUAGUUUAUGGUAAGGAUUUCUUUUCUAUAAGAUUAUUUGUGCUUGCUUAA